AUGUGUCGAUCAAGUCUGACCUUUGUUGAGAAUUUCCCUGCGUUUGCGCCGGGCGCCUCCAACACUGGCCGCUGGAUCUACGAUUGGCCAGGGCGGCGCUCAAUCUUCAUGCAUGGCGACGGACAGCACAACAACUUUUGCGCGUGCGCUGACAAGGCAACCACAGCCGCGUGCCACCUUCACUUCAUGAGCGACGGCACGAUGUGGGCUCGCUUCCCAGCCACCGGCCGCUGUUGCAAAGUGUGUGACGCAGGCGCCGGCUGCUCGACGAUCCGCCCGGACUGGCUACUCGACGCGACCUACCUGGGCGACGAAGAACAUGACGGGCGCAUGUGCGAGACCUGGGCCAAGCCCGGUGCGGUCGCGCUGGAUGUCUGGUCGCAGGGCAAAGAUGACGGGCGAGCGUGCCAGUACAGAGAGCGUUUCAACUUCACGGGCAAGCCGAUUUGGCACUACCUCAACUUCAGUUCCUGGGUGGCCGGCGCCAUCGACGAGACGGCCUUUGCGCUGCCCUCUGCGUGCAAGGAUGUGUGCCCAGCGCAGUACCCGGGCCACUGCGGCUGA
Emiliania huxleyi CCMP1516 is the source of this 564-nucleotide messenger RNA. RefSeq lists its product as hypothetical. The transcript has a single exon. The record is from RefSeq and is a predicted model, not a curated record. Bases 1 to 564 code for a protein of 187 amino acids. NCBI's taxonomy places the organism in Eukaryota, Haptophyta, Isochrysidales, Noelaerhabdaceae.